Eutrema salsugineum is the source of this 807-nucleotide messenger RNA. RefSeq lists its product as uncharacterized. The record is from RefSeq and is a predicted model, not a curated record. The transcript is spliced from 3 exons. Bases 1 to 807 code for a protein of 268 amino acids. NCBI's taxonomy places the organism in Eukaryota, Viridiplantae, Streptophyta, Magnoliopsida, Brassicales, Brassicaceae.
AUGUCCUCCACCCUACCUGGUUGGUGUUUCGACAAUAAUUACUCUCAUGCUGAAAAUGGCAGGAUCUGGAUUGUCUGGGAUCCUGCUGUCUCAGUCAUCAUCUUCUCUAAAUCAUCUCAGUUAAUCCUCUGCAGCGUUCAGAUUUCAGACUCCUCUCCUUCCUUUGCGGUGGCAUUUGUAUAUGCUCAUAAUACUGAGAUUCAGAGAAGAACCCUAUGGACUGAAAUCAACCGUCUGUCUUCUACAUCUCCUCUUAGUCUGACUCCUUGGAUUAUUUCUGAUGCCUUAGCGGUGUUUGACCCUUCCGGCGACUCGUAUCACACUCCAUGUUUGAUCGAUCUUGAUUCCUCGAUGCCAAGCUCCAAAAAGGCUUUCAAAUACUUCACUUUCCUCACUUCCCAUCCAAAUUACUUAGCCAAGUUUCAAGAAGCUUGGAACGACCCCGAUUUGUGGAAGGUUUUGAUAAUAUUCAUCAAAAAGGCAAAAGACUCUUUGGCGAAGCUGGAAUCCAUUCAAGAAGCUUUGCUUCGGAAUCCCAUGCAGUCGCUUUGUAUUGAGGAAUCUGAAGCGAGAAAGGUAUGGAACUUCUUCGCCGAUGCUCAGGAAUCAUUCUUCAGACAAAAAUCGAGACUCCGGUGGCUCAAGGAUGGAGACGCAAACACCACAUUCUUCCACAAAGUGGUGGUUGCAAACCAGGCCAGAAAUGCUAUUCGGAUUCUUUGGGACUCUCAAGGUACCACAAUUGAUGAUAUCUCCCAGAUUAAGGAAAUGAUCAUUGCAUACUAUACUUUCCUUCUCGACUCUUAG